Molecule: messenger RNA, 912 nt
Organism: Fusarium mangiferae
Lineage: Eukaryota; Fungi; Ascomycota; Sordariomycetes; Hypocreales; Nectriaceae
Exons: 2
Coding region: 1-912 (303 amino acids)
Molecular function (GO): catalytic activity
Source: RefSeq, a predicted model, not a curated record
AUGGCCACGCUUCUACGAGAUCCCGAUAUAGGACGAUACGACAUUCUCGCCAUCCAAGAGCCCUGGAAGAACCCAUUUGACACGACAACUCAUCACCCAGCCAAGGAUCAGUUUCACUUAUGCUACCCAGACAAGGACCGGGACUCCCCAGCGAGGGUCUGCUUUUUCAUCAACAAGAGACUUGAUCACUCCAAGUGGCACUUCAAAGUGGAAAGCAGAGAUCUCUGCUCUCUAGAUCUAGAACUCGGAGCAGAAGAAGAGCAACAUAUCGUGAUACAUAACGUAUACAACCCUACACAAGACGCCCCAGAGAGACGAGGUACGCUUCCACUUCUGGACCAAGUCGUAGAACUCUCAUCACAACAUGAGCAAGUUAUCGUCGGCGACUUCAACCUCCACCACGAGCUAUGGGGAGGUGAUCGGGCCAAGCGGGCAGACCCUAACGCCGCUGAGCUUAUCACAAUCAUGGAAGAUCACUACCUCACGAGCAAUCUUGCUCCAGGUACCAUCACAUACGAAGAACGUGACGGAAGAACAACCAUAGACCUAUGCCUCACAACACCUGGCCUCCCAGACAGACUGAUUCGAUGCGAGACCGCAGCAGACAUGGAUCACGAUUCUGACCACCUACCCAUCGUCACUUCACUAGACCUAACCGUCGUCCAACUACCAGCCAAGGUCAGACGGAACUGGAAAGCUAUAGAUGAAAAGGCGUUUGUUUGCUGUCUUCAGCGCGAGCUUCCGCCACAGCGAAGACCAAGAACAAGAACGGCUUUAGACAGAUAUGUGAAGGAAGUGAUGGCAGCCAUAUCGACGGCUGUCGAAGAAGCAGUUCCGAAGACGAAUCCGUCAACGAGAUCAAAACCAGGGUGGAACGAAGAAGGCAUGGGAAGCAUACCGAGUAGCGCGUAA